AAAACAAUUCUGUCACUUUUCUUGCAUUGACAUCUGGGCCAGAAAAAUAAAGUCACGGUGAAGAAUACUGCUUGAAGAGAUAAGAAAAAUAAAAGCAAUUUACGUGAAAAGUAUAGAAAUAAAGGAAAAUCGUGCUCAAUAAUAGCCGUUGAGUAUUUUCACACUGUCGAAGAGAAAUUCCAAUGGUGAAGAGCAUGUGCCGCUGGUUAUGACUUAUGAGAUUGUCGGCGUGCAGAAUAAUGAGAGUAAAAGUGUUCGCAAAGUUGUUGUCCAGUGCAACGAGCAAGAUUUCCUGGUGGUGCAGAAGCAGGAGCCAAAUGUGAACCAGGUGCAUCGCGUAAAUUGGACCUUUCCUUCUGGCAAUCACGCUUAUCACCAUUACCUACGGCAUGAUGGCGAUUUUCCAGCGCUAGACUGCAAUGAGACGAAUAUCGGGGAAAAUGCACUCUUGUCUCACAACUCCCGGAGCUUGACUAUUGCCAGGGACCAGCAUCGAGCGCGACCAGGGGCACUAAGAGGACUGGCGUGUGCAGAGACAAACCACCAAUCAAGCCAGAUGCAGCAUCGAACGGGGGGCAGUUCAUCAUCGGGCUUCCACAUGAGCCUCUAUGGAUGGCGAAAAAAAUGCCUUUACACGCUAAUACUAGGAUUAAUGCUACUCAUUGUCGUCAAUUUAGCACUCACUCUGUGGAUCCUCAAAGUCAUGGAAUUUUCUUCGGAGGGAAUGGGUCAAUUGAAGGUGGUCGCUGGCGGUCUUCAACUCUCCGGUCAAGCGCUGGUUUUAGAUAUUUUGCGUGCUUCCACGAUUCGUUCGCGUCACGCUCAAUCAAUCUCCAUUGAAUCAUCGAGGAACUUCUCAGUGAACACCCGAGACUCCGAGGGCUUCAUCGAGAAUCAACUCUUCCUGGGCCACGAUCGUGUGGAGUGUCUAGCUAGUGGAUUCCGCGUCACGGACACUCAUGGCGGUAAUCUGUUCGCUGUGGACAGGGACGAAGUGGCUAUCGGAGCAAAUGCUCUGAGGAUCGACGGAGAAGGCGGCGCCAUAUUCCGUGAAUCAAUUCAGACGCCUCUCGUAAGAGCAGAUGCAGGCCGCGAGCUGAGGCUCGAAUCUCCCACCAGAUCUCUGGAGAUGAGAGCAUCGCAGGAGAUAUUCAUUCAGUCGCGCGCUGGAAGUUUGGAUGCAACGUGUCUCAACGAUUUGAAAUUACACUCUAUAGCUGGAAGUAUCCGUCUCGAUUCGGCUAAUAUCUUGAUGCCCAAUCUCAAAACUGCCCAACCACCCACCAACCAGGCCGGCCUCUCGUCCACUCUCCUCGGCGGACGACCAGAGCAUCAGGUGCACAACAAGGUGUAUCAAUUGUGUGCCUGCGCCAGUGGCAAGCUCUUCCUGGCCGCGCCUCACAGUGUCUGUGCCGGCGACGAUUCCACCGUCUGUAGAUGAUUCUGCUUUCCACCGUGUGUUUUGCGUAUCACUGUCUACUUUUCCCGAGUAGAUUUGAUGACAUAAACCUACAAUGAGAUGACAUUUCACCUUUUUCUUUGCUGCCUCAUCCAAAUUAAUUUCAAAUGCUGUUCACUGAAUAGAAAUAUAAAAAAAAAUCUAGGAAAGACAAUGAGACAAGUAACAUAAUAAAUUCUUAAAAAUAUUUUAUACUAACUGAAAGGAAAUUAGUUUUCUGUUCUUUAGAAUCUCAACAACCACGCGAAGAAAGGAUAAUUAUGAAAAUGGCCUACAAGACAUUUUUUCGAGAAAAGAAGUCGUUGUGUGUGAAAAAAGUUGGUGUUUUAAUGAAAAAAGUUUAGAGAACUUAGCAAAUAAUGCAAAAUAUACCAGAACAAAAAUGUGAAAACCGCGAAUAUCAUAAUAAAGGUGAGGAAGUUCACGUAGAUUUUGAGGUGUCUAAUUAGUAAGAAGAACAAUGUAAAAAAUAAUUAUUAUAAUUUCUCUACAAAGAGAGACAGGACAUAAAAUAUUAGUGUAUAGAUUGAAGGAAGGCGAGAUGAAGAAAAACACAUUAACAUAUCCACAAGAAAUGAGAGUAAAACUUUGUCGCUUCAAGAGAAAAAAACAUUUGUAGAAGUAUGUAGAAAUUUUUUAUAUAAUUCUCAGUUGUUUCCUUAUUUUGUAAUUUUAUUGACGAGUCUCGACGAGAUGAUGGAAAAAAUAUAUGAAACUGUAAAAUAUGUAUAAA
This is a messenger RNA of Phlebotomus argentipes, 2192 nucleotides long. Its product is annotated as delta-sarcoglycan. Gene Ontology annotation, cellular component: sarcoglycan complex; sarcolemma. Lineage: Eukaryota; Metazoa; Arthropoda; Insecta; Diptera; Psychodidae. Bases 209 to 1441 code for a protein of 410 amino acids. The record is from RefSeq and is a predicted model, not a curated record. The transcript has 7 exons. Gene Ontology annotation, biological process: cardiac muscle tissue development; heart contraction.